Messenger RNA from Mytilus trossulus (common blue mussel), 1491 nucleotides. RefSeq lists its product as uncharacterized. The record is from RefSeq and is a predicted model, not a curated record. Lineage: Eukaryota; Metazoa; Mollusca; Bivalvia; Mytilida; Mytilidae. The transcript has 2 exons. Bases 1108 to 1491 code for a protein of 127 amino acids.
UGCUAACAAAUAUUUCUUUUCUUAUAUUGAUAUACUUUUAAAAGAAAAUAAAGGGAUUUUGUCUUUCAUAAAGUAGGUGUCAAUUUUUUGUAAACAAUAAAAAUGGCGGAUGUUGAACACAAGUUACGUAAUAGCAUCUUUCACAAAUUUUGUCUGCAAUCUGCACUUCCGUGUAAGGAGAUGUUGAGAUAGCCUGACAACAAUUGCCUAUGGUGCAGGUUUUUAUAGAUACUCUCUCUAAAUGUUGGCCAAAAGUCAUCAUCGUGCUGGAACCCGCCAGUCUGUCUAGGGUGAUCUUCUUCACUGAAACCGGUCCAGUGAAAACGUAACUGCCUUCCCCCUCGUACAAACACUGCAGUUCUACUACCUUGUAGUUCUCAACCACACUUUUGCACUUCCUUAAACUAAGGUCAUGCACUUGGCCAUAACACACAACAAUACAUAUAAACAUUAAACACUUUGCGAGCACCAUUUUAAUUUUUCAGUUUUUUCUCUGUGAAUCGUCUGCGCAUGUGCACGCAAUCAACAGUUAAUUAAAAAUAAAAAGGCGGGCGAUUAUGAUUGUAUCAAAAAACAAUACGAAAAAAGAAUAAAUAUGAAAGAAUUGAGAUGUUGCUAUAUGAUCUUCAAUAAUAGUAUAACUCGAAAAAAAAAAGAAGGGGGGAACGGAAACAUAUAAUAAGAAAAUAUUAGGUACAAAACAAUGGCACUCAAAAAAAAAAUUCAAACGUUUUGGGGUUGGUUUUUUUUUUACAAUGUAGCUGCUUUAGAUAAAGAUUUUAAGUUAAGAAACCCAAAAAUAAAGCAGAUGACAUAUUAUCAUAGUAUAGUUUCUAGAGAUUCAUCAACACGUUGUUUUGUUGUUAAGCGCAUUUUUGUUUGCGCAUCACAUAAACAAUUUGGAAUAGAGUUGUUAUGCGAAACCUAAGAAUGAGGUGGUUAUCCCUCCUUUAGUCCCACCCCAUACUUCAAAGUGUAAUAUUAUUGGUUUAGAUAAUAUCAGCUAGAAAAAUGAAAUAAAUAUAAAAGUGUGUAUUUUUCGUUUACAAGUCAGUACUUCUAACCUUUGUUUAGUAAUAUAUUUGCAAACGAUUAAGUGUUAUCAGAAUGGCGGCCGAAAAUGUACAGUUUACUCAGUCUGUUACUUCAACUGGCAAGACGGAGUACAAGACCCAAUUCGGGAGAGGGACAGUCCUUUCCUUUAAAAAGUCCACCAGAGGGCUUUUUUAUUUAGAUUUAGCGACAUCUAAUGGUGCAGUGAAGCUGAAUUUAGGCUUAGACGAGUUAGACGAUCUUUUUACUUUGAGGGGACACCUAGAGUCCCUAACAGCAUACUUUCCACAGCCGCUCCCCCAGCCACAGGAGCAGGUUAUUCUGAAAGAAAAUGUAGUGCCGGUUUAUACACCACCACCACCAGCAGCACCAGCACCACCAGCACCUUCCGUAAGUAUAAGUAUGGCACUUCGAAAAUGUUUGACCAGUUUCCCAUAG